ACCGAAAGAUUGUGGACUCGAUUCCUUGGGCAGAUGCAGGCUACCGGUCUGUGGACGAACUCAAGAGCGGGUUCAUGCAAGGUACCCGGAAAGAGCUGUUUGCGGAGCUAGAGCAGUGGUCAGCUGGCCGAUUCCCCAAGGACAAGCCCAAACGAGCUUACUACCUCAGCGGCGGAGCGGGCCUGGGGAAGUCGUCGAUUGUCCACCAACUCUGCGUUCGUCUCGAUGCAGCCGACCAGCCCCUGCUCAGGCUCGGCGCAUCGUUCUUCUUCGUCCGUGGGCGCGGAGAUCUGGAAUCCGCUCGCCUAUUCUUCCCAACCCUUACACGCCAGCUUGCGCGGACCCGACUAGCCCUUCGUUCCCAUAUCGUCAGCGCCGCACGGGAGUAUCUCGAGCAUGGCGAGCAGCAGCAGAUGCAACACGCGCUCCAGGGGCUCCUUCGGAAAGCUCUCAUCGCCGCUCCCGCGGACCAGGCGCCGACAUUGCUCGUCGUCGACGGGAUAGACGAAUGCAAGGACAGGGAGCUCGUUCCUGACUUGCUUCGAUCGUUGCUCAGUCUUGUCCGCGAGUUUCCCUGGCUGUACAUCUUUGUCGCAUCGCGCCCGGAACCCCAUAUACUGUCGGUGCUCGCAUCUCCCGACUUUGCCGACAUCGUCCAUCAUAUGCAACUGGAAGACACGCUAGAGGACUGGGGUGGCGACGUAGACUAUUACCUCAGAGAGACGGUGCCGAAGAUACCCCUCUACGGCGAUUUCCUUGACAAACACCCUGACUCUCUUGAACGUCUCAUCAAGCGUGCGGCCGGUGUAUUCAUCUUCGCCCGUAUCGCAGUGAAUUUCUUGGAUAUGCACCGGAAUCAUCCGGAGGAGUGGUUCGAGCUCGUUCUUUCGGGCGGAAGUCCGGCGACGUCUCCUCUCGACGCGCUGUAUCUGCAGAUCCUACGGUCCGCAUUCCCCCCAGAAGACUUGUGUGCUUCACCCCAUCAACGCGAACGUCUCCACUCUUUCCUGCGUUUCAUUGCACUGGAAUCUGGCGCAACUCCGGAGACUGUUGCAUUUUAUGAACGCGAACUGUCUGUGGGCGACGUCUUUUACAUCGUGGACCGCCUGCGUUCCGUGUUGAUGAUCAACAAGGACGGGAAUGUGGUGCCCCUCCACGCCUCGUUCGGCGAGUUCCUGGUUGAUGAGCAUCGGUGCAGUGAUGCGCUCUACCAUGUGGACAAAUCUGAAGGACAUGCUCACCUUGCAUGUGCUUGUCUAGCAGCCUUGUCCUUUGAAAAUCGCACAUAUUACCUACAGAACGCGGAGGACCGGCAGCCUCAGCAUGCACGGAUCAACUUUCAUACGAUGGGAGAUUGGAACAUACAUGUUGGGCAGGCCAAAUAUACCGCGGAAUUGGAGGAGCAGCUAUCCGAGUUCGUGCGAGAUAUCCGACUGGCCUGCCAUAUAUGGACGAUCGCUGAAUUUGCUCGUGAAUUGAGCUUCUUUUCUUUACCACAUCUAUGGAACUGUCUCCAGCCUUCCGGAGCCAGGAGAGCGAUAUGCUCUGAGUUCGUCAAGUUUGGUAUUUAUAUCAGACUAUGGCAGCUCGGCGUCUUCACAUCUUCAAGUCGUGCUCCGCCACUAAUCACCUCGGACGACAUAUCUCAGGCAAUCCGGGGGCUUACUGUCAGUACUGAUGAGCACCAAGAGUUGCUUCCUAGCUUGGACCUUACUGUCGACGCCAGUUGCUUGGCGCGAUAUCAGGCCAUCAUGGCGGAUUUCAUGACGCAGAUGAAUCAAGAUGAAGCGACCGGGCAGAUGUGGCGCAUCACGUACAGUAUCGACUUGAACGAGGAGCGAGCUCUUUUGGCAGGUUGGAACUCCGAUCGCUCUCAGCCCGGCACGCCUAUCCAUAGCCCAACCCAUAGCCCAACCGUCGCCACAUCGUCAUCGUCAUCCACCACCUCUGUGCUAUCGGAGACGCUUUCAACUUGGCCUCCAGGGGGUAGUGGUGUCACCACUGAUAAUGACGAUGUAGCACCCGAUACGGCCGAUAGUGGCCCGCUGCCAGUUAACUCCCCUGUUAAUGAACUUGUCGGUUACUCCGCCUCUCCGCAUAUGGCGGCCGCCGGCACCCAUACCAGAGGGCCCUCGCAUUCCCUCUACUAACUCCAAGCUCUGCCGACGAAUAGCCUACCGCACCUAGCGUAAGGGUCUUUGGAAAAGGAAAAAAGAGAGCUGGGACCUGCUAACCAUAUACGCUUCCUAUCGUUCAUAUUCUUCCGUCUCCUCGCUGCGAUUGCCGCACUCCCUGUCAUGGUUGUAUAGAAAUAUGUAUUUGAUUACUCCAGAAACCCGCGGAUUACAAUUUGGUACAAUAUACAUAUUGUAUAAAUGACACGCGAAGCAAGUAGGACUGCGCCGUGCAGGAAGAAUCAGUACAAAGACGAGUUCGACAGAGGAGGCUGCAACGCCGAGAACCCGCUCGGAGUUGUCGCUGGGUGUGGUCCUCAGUCGCUCAGCCCCUGCUUUCGCACGUUCUUCAACUUCGCCAGCGGCCGCUCGACCUCGCCCAUCGGUGUCAGUGCGGAGUCGUAUCCCUCAUGUCCAAUGCCAACAGCAGCAGGCGUACUGGAUAGACAACUAUCAAUAAUGGUGCGAUCGACUGUCGCGUUGAAGGCCUUCUCCGUCUCGUCCGCGUCGCUGUGCGCUCAAAAUCCCUCCCGGCUGGGUGUCCUCUGAGCGUCGUUGAAUAUCGAGCACUGACGCUCUCAGAAAGCGAGGACGGGCUUGUGAUGGCUGCUCGUGACGCGUUUGCAGAUGGUGGACAUGGAAACCAGCCGCUUGAAGACCUUGUAGUAUUAAGGGUAAAGCUGUAG
Phanerochaete carnosa HHB-10118-sp is the source of this 2860-nucleotide messenger RNA. RefSeq lists its product as uncharacterized. The transcript has 2 exons. The record is from RefSeq and is a predicted model, not a curated record. The coding region runs from base 75 to 2150 and encodes 691 amino acids. Lineage: Eukaryota; Fungi; Basidiomycota; Agaricomycetes; Polyporales; Phanerochaetaceae.